UGCCUAAGUUGGGGCCACUUUUGGCUUCUUCCAAUCAUUGAUUUUCUACACAUAAAACUAUCAGGUUCAUAAUACAGCAAUCCAUCAUAUAAAGUUUCAGCACAGACUAAAAGCUUAAAGCUCUCUGAAUCUGAAUUCUAAUGGCGUCCUCACUGCUGGAAGUAGAAAACAAUCAGCAUCCGAAAGUCCAUGAUGAGAAGGAAAGAAGGAAAGAAGAAGAAGAAAGCUUCUGUUAUGCCAUGCAGAUCGUCAUGUCUUCUGUAUUAUCCAUGUCCAUGCAAUCCGCAACUGAGCUCGGAGUUUUUGAUGUCAUAGCCAAAGCAGGUCCAGGGUCCAAGCUCUCUUCCUCGGAAAUUGCAGCCCAGAUGCCCACCAAAAACCCCGAGGCACCCAUUAUGCUGGAUCGCAUCCUGAGGCUCUUGGCCAGCCACUCUCUGCUCAGUUGCUCUGUUGUUGCUGAUGAUAAUGGGUCUUUUGAGAGGCUAUACAGUCUUGCUCCAGCGUCCAAGUUCUUUGUCACCAACAAAGAUGGUGUUUCCUUGGGCCCCUUGAUGGCACUCAUACAAGAUAAUGUCUUCUUGACCAGCUGGUCUGGUUUCCUUUUUCGUGACCAAAUGUCUCAACUAAAAGAUGCAGUUCUUGAAGGAGGAAUUCCUUUUAACAGGGUUCACGGAACACACGCCUUUGAGUAUCCAGGCUUGGAUCACAGGUUUAAUCAGGUUUUCAACACUGCUAUGUACAAUCAUACUACUAUUGUUAUCAAAAAGAUUCUGGAUCUGUACAAAGGCUUUGAGUCCCUUGAACAACUUGUUGAUGUUGGUGGUGGCCUAGGAGUGACCCUUAGAUUGAUCACUUCGAAAUACCCAAAUAUCAAGGCUAUUAAUUUUGACUUGCCUCAUGUUAUAAAGCAUGCCCCCGCUUAUCCAGGUGUGGAACAUGUAGGAGGAGAUAUGUUUUCGAGUGUUCCUAGCGGGGACGCCAUUUUUAUGAAGUGGAUACUUCAUGAUUGGAGUGAUGAGAAGUGCUUAAAGCUGUUGAAAUAUUGCUACAAGGCUAUGCUUUAUUAUCAUGACAUUGGGUGAGCAAAUCUUCCUCAUAAAGGGGCUCAUAAACCGGGCAGAGGUGCUUUGGGGACCCGGU
Messenger RNA from Ziziphus jujuba (common jujube), 1140 nucleotides. RefSeq names its product cathecol O-methyltransferase 1. The record is from RefSeq and is a predicted model, not a curated record. Lineage: Eukaryota; Viridiplantae; Streptophyta; Magnoliopsida; Rosales; Rhamnaceae. Gene Ontology annotation, molecular function: S-adenosylmethionine-dependent methyltransferase activity; protein dimerization activity; O-methyltransferase activity. Bases 141 to 1082 code for a protein of 313 amino acids. The transcript has 4 exons. Gene Ontology annotation, biological process: methylation.